Molecule: messenger RNA, 5610 nt
Organism: Procambarus clarkii (red swamp crayfish)
Lineage: Eukaryota; Metazoa; Arthropoda; Malacostraca; Decapoda; Cambaridae
Product: two pore potassium channel protein sup-9
Biological process (GO): potassium ion transmembrane transport; stabilization of membrane potential
Cellular component (GO): plasma membrane
Molecular function (GO): outward rectifier potassium channel activity; potassium ion leak channel activity
Source: RefSeq, a predicted model, not a curated record
GCUGCCACUGUGCCACCCUCACCGUCAGUAGUGCCACUGCUCUCCACGCUUGAGUGUGUGUGCGUGCGUGUGUGUGUGUGUGUGUCUGUGUCUCCUGCCCGGGGAGACCCUCUGUUAACAGUGCCAGAGCCUCUGUUGGUUGCGUUAGAGCCUCUGCUAGCAGUGCUGCAGGACAAGAGCCGUGACUAGCAGAAGCAAAUUCACUAGUAGCAGUGACAUUACGAGGAGAGAGUGUGGUGGUGGGGGGACCAGGCGGGGGACAGUGUUUGUGAGUUAUACCACUACGGCCAGUGUGUGAUCCUUGACCCCAUGAGGACGACUAUGUCGCCAGAGGUCGUUCUCCACACCAGCGACACCACCGGCUCCGCCCUCCUCCUACGACCUCUCCACUCCUGUCUCCGUAUCCACUAUCCACGCGGUAGACCGUCUGCCGUGGCUGCCACCCGCUGCCAUCUUCUCCCCGCUGCCCACCAGCUGCCAACCAACACGACUCCCGAUGCCUCAAGGCCCCGCAGGCGCUCAUUCAGCAGCUGAAGAUGGAAUGCUCGCGGCCGCUCGUUCUCCUCACUCGUGUCUGCCUGUCUCUCCGUCGGUUUUUCUCGGUGUCGGACGCAGACUGGGGCGCUGGCAUGGACUUGGGGCCGGGUCUUCCCCACGGCUAACACGCCCAAGCGCUCCCGUCGCCUCGCACUCGCCUCCGUCGCCUGCAGCCACCACCAACGAAACUUUUGAGCCUCGUAGGUGAGUCUCCAGCAGACAGUGUACGCAGCCACCGCAGAAAGUUAUGUGUUGUGCUCCGAGUGGUUGCCGGUGGCCAUGCCGGUUGCCUCAGUGAGUGAUGAAUGCUUGCUGUCUGCAACAGAAGGGACUGUGUGCACUGUGGCAACUCUCUCGCGUCUCCCUGUGGCAACUCUCACCGCUGUGGACUUUGACCCGCCGGCACCUCGACGGCCGCCCUCAAGAUGGCGCCAGAACGCGGCCGCGGCUCCAGACACUCCCAGCAGCACGCCCCGCACAACUACCACUACGUCAAGACCUUCGGAGAACGCCUCAAGGACUGCUGCCGGUCCACCAUAGCCUUCAUCUUCAGCAACGUGGGCGUCUGCGGCCUCAUGGUCGGCUACACCAUCGUCGGCGCCUUCAUCUUCUCCGCCAUCGAGAGCCAAGACGACGUGUCCAUCAACGCCGACCACAUCCGCAACCAGACCAUCGAGCAGCUGUGGAACAUCACCGUGAGGUACAACGUGCUGGACAAGAGCAGCUGGAGGGCCAACGUGUCGCAGAUCAUGGUCAAGUACCAGCAGGCCAUCGUCACCCUGGUGGGCGACGGCUGGAGCGGCGGCAACACCACGCUACCCAACAAGUGGUCCAUCGAGGGAGGCUUCCUCUACUCUCUCACCGUCAUCACCACCAUAGGAUACGGCCACAUCUCCCCGAACACCGACCUGGGCAAGAUCAUCACCAUCCUGUACACCGUGUUCGGCAUGCCGGUCUUCCUCCUCUACAUGGCCAACAUGGGCGACAUCCUGGCCAAGAGUCUCAAGUGGACAUACGCUAAGCUCUGCAUCUGCCGCCGGCCCGAGGCCAGGUUCGACACGUCGGUGGCCUGGCGGUCGGCCGAGGCUACGCUCCGUGCUCCGGCCGGGCCCUCGUCCUACCAUCCGGACACCCAGAACCAAACCGGCUACCCGCCGGAACUGGGAGAAGAGAUCUCCAUCGACACGGCUACCUGGAGUGCCGGCCACGCCGACAAGGUGGACGUUGGCUCCGUUAACAUACCCAUCAAGGUGUCCUUUGUCAUCAUGGUGGCUCUUCUGUACGGUGGCACCUUGCUCUUCGAGAAGUACGAGGGCUGGGACCCACUCACCUCUUUCUACUUCUGUUUCAUAUCCCUAACUACUAUAGGUUUCGGUGACUAUGUUCCUGGGUUGUCGCUCCACCCCACUGAUGACGAUGAGAAAGGAAUGAGUUUUAUAUACUGUUCUCUCUACCUCAUGUUCGGUCUAGCGUUACUUUCCAUGUGUUUUAACCUCAUGCAGGAGGAGGUGGUGCAUAAGAUAACGGCGUGUCUCAAUGCAAUUCGUUUUUUCAAACGAAGGGAAACGGACUAGAUAACCCUUUAGCUUACCCCCCUAGAAAAUGUUCCAAAAGCCUUUAUUCCCAUAAUGUGAGCGUGACGCCCUCUAGAGGCGGCGGCGGCUGCUGGCUAUCGCAGGUUCUUGGCCGCCCACGAUACAGGGGCUGGCUGCUGUUACUGCUACUGCUGCUGCUGCUGCCUGGGCUGCGUCCUCCCUCUUCAAAUGACAAGCCAUCCACCGACACAACGUACUCCGCAGUCCAGUUCAUGCCGGAUGAACCGGCACGAACCCUGUGCCUUACCUAUAAAAAUAGUCAAAUUCCAGAGGAUCCUAACCUCGCCAACGUAUUUACUCAAUGAUUCCUUCCUCGAGUUCCAGGUACGCCUCAACCAGAAGUCUUGGCGGCUUCCGGCCAGUUAAAGGAGUUAUGACGGCCUCUCACAGCCUACAAGGAGGAGCUGAAGCAGCUUCUCACAGCCUACAGGAGCCAUGGGAGCCUCCAAAGCCUACUCGUACAGCCAAAGUGACGUCUCGUAGCUUAUAUAAACGAACUUCGAUGAGAAGCGUCCUCCUUCCGUGGGAUGUUUCAUCUGGGAUUACUGCAACUUGAUUAAUGAGGUAACUUACCGAUCUUAGCCACCCCAUAAAGCUCAUUAUUCAACGUAAUGUGUGGAGCUUACCGGCCACAUGGCCUCAGCUCUCUGGACUUCAAAGAGUGAUUAAUACUCGUCUUAUCGACAGCUGCUAAUCUGGCGGAUCCCCCAACUCACUGUUGACAUAUAUCAUAGGGGAAUAUUCUUGACUCUUCAACCCCUUAGGGUUAACGAGCGUCAGGUCAUAAAACAUUAGCCCACCUAUCAAUAAGGCCGAAGAUGGCAGGGACCCUCCACUUAAACCUGAUCUUAAAUCUCUCUAUAUUCUAUCGAUCUGUUUAUAGAGAAACCAAAAUUCUCAAUGGUGGCAGCGGGUCGGAGUCCACCAAUAUGUAUAUCCAGACAUCAUGGACACUACUCGGACCGACAUCUCAGACUGGUCUCCUAGUACUCCCGGAAUACUGGAGUACUCCCGGUACUCAGAUCUGGAGUACCGGGGUAGAUCAUCCACACCUGUCACACUCCCAUGCAUCACAUGAUCAACUUACAUCAACCCAACUCCUAAUCGUCUUCUCCCACGGUUCGUCAGGAAGGGCCUAUGCUUGCCAAUGAUCAGAAGCACAUCUCGACAGUGGCUCAAAGAUGUCACUAUAAGCCCGUACGUUAUAACUGUGACCCGAGGGGACCCGUGGUCCGGAGGAUCUACCCGAGGGGUCCCAUAGUCCGGAGGAUCUACCCGAGGGGUCCCAUAGUACGGAGGAUCUAUCCGAGAGGUCCCAUAGUCCGGAGGAUCUACCGGAGGGGUCCCAUAGUCCGGAGGAUCUACCCGAGAGGUCCCAUAGUCCAGAGGAUCUAUCCGAGAGGUCCCAUAGUCCGGAGGAUCUACCCGAGAGGUCCCAUAGUCCGGAGGAUCUACUCGAGGGGUCCCAUAGUCCGGAGGAUCUACCCGAGGGGUCCCAUAGUCCGGAGGAUCUACUCGAGGGGUCCCAUACUUGUUCUCGAGGCCGGUGACCCAACAAUGCUCUGAAUAAAACAUAUCAUUUUUGCCUAUGCUGUCCUAUGUGUUAUAUAUAUAUAAUGUUCCUUCCUCCUAUAUAUCCCAGGACAGAUCUUGUAUCCCGAGGGCGUGGCAGCCCUCGAGAUAUCCUUCUCCAUGGGAUGUCGUUACCCUUGGGCUUCCACUGUCCGAUGGGCUCGGAAUAACCACUUACGACCACACGUACGACAUCUGUGCAUUCACAAUCAGGACUUAGUCUGCAGGCGAUGAGUCACAAUAACGUGGCUGAAGUAUGUUGACCAGACCACACACUAGAAGUUGAAGGGACGACGACGUUUCUCUUGCCUAUUUAUUGCCUGUCUCUACCUCCUUAUCACAAUCGACUUGUGAUUGUGAUAAGGUCCAGGACGGACCGAAACGUCGUCGUCCCUUCAACUUCUAGUGUGUGGUCUGGUCAACAGGACUUAGUCUGUAUUUACUCAAGAGUUUAUGAGCUGUUAAGAGCUGUGAGGUCACCAAAAAAGGUUCUUAUUGUUAAUAGAUAACUUAAUAACACUUUGGAGUUCGCUACUUUUUUUUUUAGUAGAUACAGACUAAGUCAGGAUGGAGGUGGUACAGAUGUCUUAAGUGUAUACUUAAGACAUCCCUUUGUGAAUCCUGGGCCAGACAACUGCUUCCCUGUGGUCUGACACACACGCUUACCAGGCAUUGUCACCCUUCGGGCCAUCAGGAUAAUAUUCGACGCUCUGUCAGACUCAGGGUCGUGAGGGUAAUAGUUGACGCUCUGUCAGCCUCAGGGCUGUCAGGAUAAAUAGUCGAGACUGCCAAUACCAUCGACAAAUAACAUUACAUGAUAUCUCAUUGAUCUCGGCAUCUAACACACUGGCACUGAGUGCUGCAUACAACAACUCCAAAUAUGUUUUAUAUAUAACAUUAAGAGAAUCAAGUGAUUGUUUAUGUUAAAAAGAAUGUGUACGUUAGAGAGAGAGAAUGGUAGUCUGUAGAGUUUUAAUACGGUACCACAACCAGGAAUUUUCAAAAUUUAGUUAGUUUUGUUUUUAAUAUUACAAUAAAGCUUAGAUUUUUAUCCUUAUGUGAAGGGAAUCUAACGACUCCAAGUUUCUUUGUUUUAUAAUUUAUAAGUCGCCGACGACUGCACAAAAAAUACCAGCAAUACAGGAGUGUUGCCAACUAGACAUUUAUGUAAUGAUUUUGUUUGAUUAAAUACAAGUAACUGGAAAAUAUAUACAAAGUUACAUGAUUAAUUGAUCUCAAUCUAAUGACUUUUCAACUAAAUUUAAAAAAAAAGCUAGCAAAACAAACCAGUAUUUUUUUGUAACAUAAGUCUUAGUAACAAUGGUGAUGUUCUGAAGGCUAAACAUUAUCACAUAAAUCUGAAGAUAUUUUCCACAAAUAACAGGAUUGGUCCCCUUUUGCGAUUAUCUACAGCACCCUACUGCUGGUUCAUGCAGUAAGGUAGUGCUGCUCCUCUUAAUGCAGUGUCGUUUAAGUGGUCUGACCUGGGUUAUCUUGAGGUUAUCUUGAGAUGAUUUCAGGCUGGGGUGACUUGGCCUGACCUGGGCUGACCUGGGGGGACUUGGCCUGACCUCGGCUGACCUAGGGGACUUGGCCAGACCUGGGUUGACCUGGGGGGAUUUGGCCUGACCUCGGCUGACCUAGGGGACUUGGCCAGACCUGGGUUGACCUGGGGGGAUUUGGCCUGACCUGGGCUGACUUGGGCUGACCUGAGGGGACUUGGCCUGACCUCGGCUGACCUGGGAUACCCUGAUGUAACUAGUUUAACCUGAUAUGAAGUGUUGUGACCAGGUUAUGACCUCGCUUGACCUGACGUGACCUAGGGCUCACGCCCGCCUGCCUGCGGGCCACGAAGACACUCCGUCCUCCACCUGUUAUACUGAUUUUAUAAAUGUUCCUCCAUUAA